Molecule: messenger RNA, 6770 nt
Organism: Talpa occidentalis (Iberian mole)
Lineage: Eukaryota; Metazoa; Chordata; Mammalia; Eulipotyphla; Talpidae
Gene: DOCK1
Product: dedicator of cytokinesis 1
Exons: 52
Coding region: 56-5719 (1887 amino acids)
Biological process (GO): cell migration; small GTPase-mediated signal transduction
Cellular component (GO): cytoplasm; plasma membrane
Molecular function (GO): small GTPase binding; guanyl-nucleotide exchange factor activity
Source: RefSeq, a predicted model, not a curated record
GAGCGAAGAUGGCGGCCUAGCGCGGAGCCCGGCCCGGCGCCCUCGCGGCGGCACCAUGACGCGCUGGGUGCCCACCAAGCGCGAGGAGAAAUACGGCGUGGCUUUUUACAACUAUGACGCCAGGGGAGCGGACGAGCUUUCUUUGCAAAUCGGAGACACCGUCCACAUCUUGGAAACCUACGAAGGGUGGUACAGAGGCUACACCUUACGAAAAAAGUCCAAGAAGGGUAUAUUUCCUGCCUCAUACAUUCAUCUGAAAGAAGCGAUCGUCGAAGGGAAAGGGCAACAUGAGACAGUUAUCCCCGGGGACCUCCCGCUCAUCCAGGAAGUCACCACCACCCUGCGCGAGUGGUCCACCAUCUGGAGGCAGCUCUACGUGCAGGAUAACAGGGAGAUGUUCCGGAGCGUGCGACACAUGAUCUACGACCUCAUCGAGUGGCGCUCCCAGAUCCUCUCUGGCACGCUGCCGCAGGACGAGCUCAAGGAGCUGAAGAAGAAGGUCACGGCCAAGAUCGACUAUGGAAACAGAAUUCUUGAUUUGGACCUGGUAGUGAGAGACGAAGAUGGGAACAUUUUGGAUCCGGAAUUAACUAGCACCAUCAGUCUCUUCAGAGCCCAUGAAAUAGCUUCUAAGCAAGUGGAAGAAAGAUUACAAGAAGAAAAAUCUCAGAAGCAGAACAUGGACAUUAACAGACAAGCUAAAUUUGCUGCCACCCCUUCCCUGGCCCUGUUUGUCAACCUCAAGAAUGUGGUUUGUAAAAUAGGAGAAGAUGCCGAAGUCCUCAUGUCCCUGUACGACCCUGUGGAGUCCAAGUUCAUCAGUGAGAACUACCUGGUGCGCUGGUCGAGCUGCGGGCUGCCCAAGGACAUAGACCGACUCCAUCACCUGCGGGCUGUGUUCACUGACCUUGGAAGCAAAGACCUGAAGAGGGAGAAAAUCAGUUUCGUCUGUCAGAUCGUGAGGGUGGGCCGCAUGGAGCUGAGGGACAACAACGCCCGGAAGCUGACCUCGGGCCUGCGGCGGCCCUUUGGCGUGGCUGUGAUGGAUGUAACAGAUAUAAUAAAUGGAAAAGUAGACGAUGAAGAUAAACAGCAUUUCAUUCCCUUUCAGCCGCUCGCGUUGGACGACGCCAUUCGACACAAGCCGCUGAACAUGUCAUCCCGUUUUUCACCCAGGGUGGCAGGGGAGAAUGACUUCCUUCAAACUGUUAUAAACAAAGUCAUUGCUGCCAAAGAAGUCAACCACAAGGGCCAGGGUUUGUGGGUUACACUGAAACUGCUUCCAGGAGAUACUCGUCAGAUAAGGAAAGAGUUUCCUCACCUAGUGGACAGGACCACGGCCGUGGCUCGGAAAACGGGGUUCCCGGAGAUCAUCAUGCCUGGUGAUGUUCGAAAUGACAUCUACGUAACGUUGGUCCAAGGAGAUUUUGAUAAAGGAAGCAAGACAACGGCCAAGAACGUCGAGGUCACGGUGUCUGUGUAUGACGAGGAUGGGAAGCGGCUGGAGCAUGUGAUUUUCCCGGGUGCUGGCGAUGAAGCCAUUUCGGAGUACAAGUCGGUGAUUUACUACCAGGUCAAACAGCCACGCUGGUUUGAGACUGUUAAGGUGGCCAUCCCCAUCGAGGACGUCAACCGCAGCCACCUGCGCUUCACCUUCCGCCACCGAUCCUCCCAGGACUCGAAGGAUAAAUCGGAGAAGAUUUUCGCGCUGGCGUUCGUCAAGCUGAUGCGCUACGACGGGACCACGCUGAGGGACGGGGAGCAUGACCUCAUUGUCUAUAAGGCCGAAGCCAAGAAGCUGGAGGACGCCUCCACGUACCUGAGCCUGCCCUCGACCAAGGCGGAGCUGGAGGAGAAGGGCCACUCGGCCACGGGCAAGGGCAUGCAGAGCCUGGGCAGCUGCACCAUCAGCAAGGACUCCUUCCAGAUCUCCACCCUCGUGUGCUCCACCAAGCUGACCCAGAACGUGGACCUGCUGGGUCUCCUGAAGUGGCGCUCCAACACCAGCCUGCUGCAGCAGAACCUGAGGCAGCUGAUGAAGGUGGAUGGCGGCGAGGUGGUGAAGUUCCUCCAGGACACACUGGACGCCCUCUUCAACAUCAUGAUGGAGAACUCGGAGAGCGAGACUUUCGACACCUUGGUGUUUGAUGCACUGGUGUUUAUCAUUGGCCUCAUCGCUGAUAGAAAGUUUCAGCAUUUUAAUCCCGUCCUGGAGACCUACAUUAAGAAGCACUUUAGUGCAACCUUGGCCUACACGAAGCUGACCAAAGUCUUGAGGAACUACGUGGACAAUGCCGAGAAGCCGGGGAUCAACGAGCAGCUGUAUAAGGCCAUGAAGGCCUUGGAGUACAUCUUCAAGUUCAUCGUGCGCUCCCGGAUACUGUUCAACCAACUGUAUGAGAACAAGGGAGAGGCCGACUUCAUGGAGUCGCUGGUGCAGCUGUUCCAGUCCAUCAACGCCAUGAUGAGCAGCGUGUCAGACCAGACCGUCAGGGUGAAGGGGGCGGCGCUGAAAUACCUGCCGACCAUUGUCAAUGACGUGAAAUUGGUGUUCGAUCCCAAAGAGCUCAGUAAAAUGUUUACUGAUUUCAUCCUCAAUGUGCCCACGGGAUUGCUGACCAUCCAGAAGCUGUACUGCUUGAUCGAGAUCAUUCACAGCGACCUCUUCACGCAGCACGAUUGCAGAGAGGUCCUGCUUCCCAUGAUGACCGACCAGCUCAAGUACCACCUGGAGAGGCAGGAGGACCUGGAAGCCUGCUGCCAGCUGCUCAGCAACAUCCUGGAGGUGCUGUACAGGAAGGACGUGGGCCCGACGCAGCGGCACGUGCAGAUCAUCAUGGAGAAGCUUCUCCGCACGGUGAACCGGACGGUCAUUUCCAUGGGGCGGGACUCCGAGCUCAUCGGGAACUUCGUGGCGUGUAUGACAGCGAUUUUACGGCAAAUGGAGGACUAUCAUUAUGCCCAUUUGAUCAAGACCUUUGGGAAAAUGAGGACCGACGUCGUGGAUUUCCUGAUGGAAACCUUCAUCAUGUUUAAGAACCUCAUCGGGAAGAACGUCUACCCCUUCGACUGGGUGAUCAUGAACAUGAUGCAGAAUAAAGUCUUCCUGCGAGCGAUUAAUCAGUAUGCAGAUAUGCUCAACAAAAAAUUUCUGGAUCAAGCCAACUUUGAGCUACAGUUGUGGAACAACUACUUCCACCUGGCUGUGGCUUUCCUCACGCAGGAGUCCUUGCAACUGGAGAAUUUUUCAAGCGCUAAGAGAGCCAAAAUCCUCAACAAGUAUGGAGAUAUGAGAAGACAGAUUGGCUUUGAAAUCAGAGACAUGUGGUACAACCUCGGCCAGCACAAGAUAAAGUUCAUCCCGGAGAUGGUGGGCCCGAUUCUAGAGAUGACGCUGGUUCCGGAGACGGAGCUGCGGAAGGCCACCAUCCCCAUCUUCUUCGACAUGAUGCAGUGCGAGUUCCACUCCACCCGCAGCUUCCAGAUGUUUGAAAAUGAGAUCAUCACCAAGCUGGAUCAUGAAGUGGAGGGAGGCAGAGGAGACGAGCAGUACAAAGUGCUAUUUGAUAAAAUCCUCCUGGAGCACUGCCGGAAGCACAAGUACCUCGCCAAGACCGGGGAGACGUUCGUCAAGCUGGUGGUGCGCCUGAUGGAGCGGCUCCUGGACUACAGGACCAUCAUGCACGACGAGAACAAGGAGAACCGCAUGAGCUGCACCGUCAACGUGCUGAAUUUCUACAAAGAAAUUGAGAGAGAAGAGAUGUACCUAAGGUAUUUGUACAAGCUGUGUGACCUCCACAAGGAGUGUGAUAACUACACGGAAGCAGCCUACACCCUACUUCUCCAUGCAAAGCUUCUGAAGUGGUCGGAGGACGUGUGCGUGGCCAACCUCACGCAGCGGGACGGGUACCAGGCCCCCACGCAGGGGCAGCUGAAGGAACAGCUCUACCAAGAAAUCAUCCACUACUUCGACAAAGGCAAGAUGUGGGAGGAGGCCAUCGCGCUGGGCAAGGAGCUGGCCGAGCAGUACGAGAACGAGAUGUUCGACUACGAGCAGCUCAGCGAACUGCUGAAAAAACAGGCUCAGUUUUAUGAAAACAUCGUCAAGGUGAUCAGACCCAAGCCCGACUACUUCGCCGUCGGCUACUACGGACAAGCGUUCCCCUCGUUCCUGCGGGGGAAGGUCUUCAUCUACCGGGGCAAGGAGUACGAGCGCCGCGAGGACUUUGAAGCUCGCCUGUUAACUCAGUUUCCAAACGCCGAGAAAAUGAAGACGACAUCCCCCCCCAGCGAGGAGAUCAAGAACUCCCCGGGCCAGUACAUCCAGUGCUUCACGGUCAAGCCCAAACUGGACUUGCCCCCAAAGUUCCACAGGCCUGUGUCAGAGCAGAUUGUAAGUUUCUACAGAGUGAAUGAGGUCCAGCGAUUUGAAUAUUCUCGGCCCAUCCGCAAGGGAGAGAAGAAUCCAGACAACGAAUUUGCGAACAUGUGGAUCGAGAGAACCGUCUAUACAACUGCAUACAAACUACCUGGAAUUUUAAGGUGGUUUGAGGUCAAGUCUGUUUUCAUGGUGGAGGUCAGCCCCCUGGAGAAUGCCAUUGAGACCAUGCAGCUGACCAACGACAAGAUGAGUGGCAUGGUCCAGCAGCACCUGAGCGACCCCAGCCUGCCCAUCAACCCCCUGUCCAUGCUCCUGAACGGCAUCGUGGAUCCCGCCGUCAUGGGUGGCUUUGCCAAUUACGAAAAGGCCUUCUUCACAGAGCGGUACCUGCAGGAGCACCCUGAGGCCCACGAGAAAAUCGAGAAGCUCAAGGACCUAAUUGCAUGGCAGAUUCCGUUUUUGGCCGAAGGAAUCAGGAUCCACGGCGACAAGGUCACAGAGGCGCUGCGGCCAUUCCACGAGCGCAUGGAGGCCUGCUUCAAGCAGCUGCGGGAGAAGGUGGAGAAGCAGUACGGCGUCCGCACCCUGCCCUCGGGCCUGGACGACAGGCGAGGCAGCCGGCCCCGCUCCAUGGUCCGGUCCUUCACCAUGCCGUCUUCGUCCCGGCCUCUCUCGGUGGCCUCUGUCUCUUCCCUGUCAUCCGACAGCACCCCCUCCAGGCCCGGUUCUGAUGGGUAUGCGCUGGAGCCGCUCCUGCCCAAGAAGAUGCACUCCAGGUCCCAGGACAAGCUGGACAAGGAUGACCCGGACAAGGAGAGGAAGGACAAGAAGAAGGAGAAAAGGAACAGCAAGCACCAGGAGAUAUUCGACAAAGACUUUAAGCCCACGGACAUCCCCCUGCAGCAGUCGGAGGCCGUGAUCCUCUCGGAAACGAUAAGUCCCCUGCGGCCCCAGAGACCGAAGAGCCAGGUGAUCAAUGUCAUCGGGGGUGAGAGGCGCUUCUCGGUGUCCCCGUCAUCAUCGCCGACCUCCCAGCAGGCGCCCCCUCCCGUCACGCCCAGGGCCAAGCUGAGCUUCAGCUUGCAGUCCAGUUUGGAGCUGAACGGCAUAAGCGGGCUGGACAUGACGGAGGUCCCGCCCCCUCUGCCUCUCAAGGGCAGCCUGGCGGACUACGGGAAUCUGAUGGAAACCCCGGAGCUGGCGGGGUCACCAACGCCCCCACUGCCGCCGCCUCACCAGAGGCACCUGCCGCCCCCACUGCCCAGCAAAACCCCACCUCCUCCGCCCCCCAAGACCACGCGCAAGCAGACGUCGGUGGACUCUGGGAUCGUGCAGUGACCGCGGCCGACGGCUCAGAGAGCAAGCUGUCCCCUCCUCCGUGUCGUUCUCCGUGUCUGGAGUUUACCUCAUGGGCCUGCGAUGUCUGACGUUUAGUGCAAUUUUGCUUUUCCCUAACAGGACUUCUUUCCAGCCGCGGCGCGCCUGGCCUUGGGGAGCGCGGUGGGGGAGGGACUGGGGCCCACGGCGUGUUUUUCAAAACUGGGGGCUUCUGAGUCUAUCUUGAGAGAGCUUCGGUCUUGCCCAACAGUGCUUGCUUUUUGUGCCAAAUGCCACGCUAGCGGAGAGCUCGGCUGGCCUGGUGGAGUCUCGUGGGCAGGCUGGGCCGGGGCUGUCGCGAAGGGCGCGGUCGUGACCUUGGCACCACAGCUUCUCUAAGCCCAGCCCGGCUUCCUCUCCCAGCUGCCCCCUCCGACCCGCCUCCCGCGGCUGCUGGUGUGACCGCAGGCGGGUCAUAGCCUCAACCCGCAUCAGCAGCUAAGGGCGACCCUUUCAGGGAAGUGAUUCCUCCGUGUAUUUAAGAUAGGAUAUUUCUCAGCUACUGAACAGUUACUAAUUUAUGGAGUGGAAACACCAUUAAAAAUACUGGAUCAAGUGGAAAAGUGAUUGCGAGUAUAGGAAGAUGCUUUUUCUUUUUGAAAAAAGAACACGUAUACCCCGAGAGACGGUUUGGAUGACGGUUUUACAAUCUGUAUCGUCCUCAUUCUGUACAUAGAUGGUUGUAUAUAUGGUGGUUCUUAGAACUUGUUUUAAUUGUUGUCGUCUUUCCAUUUAUUGUAAUAAACAUCCGCAAAUGAUUCUCCUACAUGUUCUUAAUUUUUAACCGCUGGAAAUGUAAAAUAACUCAGCAAGGCUGUCUGUGUCAGGGCUCCUGAAAACAGUGGUGGACAAUGAUUUUUAAAAACUAACUUUGUAUCCCUUAAUAUUUUUAUUCUCUCAUCUAUAUUUUUUUAUUCAUUGUAAUCCUGAUACUCUUCUAGUAGCGUCAAAAGUUAAUCAUUGACGAUGAGAAAUAAAAUGUUAUUUAAAAAGACGCACGCCCGCCGUCUUG